AUGGCGACUGCAUUGGAUUUGUCAGAUUUGGGAAAUUUUGAUCCGUAUUCGGAUCCAACUACAUUGUCUCUACGAUGGAAAGAAUGGUUGCGGCGCCCGCGGCGGUAGGAAGUACGAACGGUUUCUGGUUGCUAUGGAUAUAAAAGAUGAUACUCGGAAACGUAUUGUUAUAGGAAGCGGCCAGCGGGAACUGACGAAGUAGAAAAUUUUUUUGCGACGUUGUCUGAGGUAGGGGAAGACAAAGAUUACAAGAAAGCGGUUGAAAAGCUGAACGAGUAUUUUUUACCUAAGAAAAAUGUGUUACUUGAAACCCGUAAAUUUCGACAGUUAAAACAAAUAACUGAGGAAACAAUUGAUCAAUAUUGUACCAGGCUUAGACAACAAGCCACCAUCGGUGAAUUCUCUAACAGUGAAAAUGAGCUUAAAAUACAGCUUGUUGAAGGAUGUUUAUCAUCGCGAGUGAGAAGAAAAGCCAUUCAGGAUGAUUUAUCAUUAGCAAACAUAUUAGCAUAUGCAAGAUCUCUUGAAAUAACAGAUAAAGCUGUCAAAAUAUUAGAAGAAGUUUUUCCUCCUCGAGUGCGGUUAAUGCUAUACAUAACCAACAAGAAAAGUCGAAUCAAUAUCAUCAACGAACGAGCACAGACAGCCACAUCAAUCAGCAACCCAGUAUCCUACAAGAAAUCGAUACUCCUACCCACUCAAGAAUGCGGAUCGAGAAAAUUCACAUGA
Molecule: messenger RNA, 729 nt
Organism: Paramuricea clavata
Lineage: Eukaryota; Metazoa; Cnidaria; Anthozoa; Malacalcyonacea; Plexauridae
Source: the annotation of a GenBank genome assembly